CACGUCUUGCAGAGGCGCCGGUGGUUUUGACAUAUAAAAGUACGCGUCCCACCGGCUGACCGGCGAAACUCUGCCUUUACUCUCUGCACCACCGGAUCGGACCCGGACGACAACGGGGAUCAGAACCAACACCGACAAAACCAGCCUCACAGCUUGAGGACGCCUGGCUGGGUUAUGCGCCACAUGAGACCGGGGCACUUCCACUGCUGACACCGAUUAUCAAAGAAGCCAUCCUCCGUAUAAGUGGCCUGCCUUGCGUGGGAUGCUGGAGAGUGGCAGAGCAGGAGAAGAGAUUUUGAUGCCACUUGGCAACAGUAAAAGAGGUGUCGCAUAGUCAGUCAUGGGGGAUUCAUUCUUCAACUGCUGUUAUGUCCCACCCCAUCCCCCAGGCGAGGAGGAACCCCCCAGAUCCAGACGCUCAGAAAUCAUGGCCUCCAAUUCAUCUCACAUCUCCUCCGACAAGCGCUUCAUCAUCUUCUUCGACUUUGAUGAAACCAUCGUUGACGAAACCAGCGACGACAUGGUGGUGCAGGCCGCCCCGGGUCAUCACCUCCCGGACUGGCUGAAGGACACCUACCAGCCGGGCCGCUACAAUGAGUACAUGCAGCGCGUACUGACCUACCUGUCGGAGCAGGGAGUCACCGAGAGCCACAUACGCAGCAUCAUGGAGAAGAUACCCUCCACCCCCGGCAUGCUCACGCUCUUCCAGUUCCUCCGCACAAGGCCCCCGCAGGACUUCGAGGUGGUGAUGGUGUCCGACGCCAACACCUUCUUCAUCGAGUCCUGGCUGCGUCGCCACGGAGCUCGUCCGCUCUUCCACCGCAUCUUCACCAACCCGGCCACCUUCAACAAGGACGGGCGUCUGGUGAUGAGGCCCUUCCACUCCCACGACUGCCCGCGAUGCCCAGACAACAUGUGCAAGCAGGUGGUCGUCAGGGACUAUGUGGCCCGCAGGACGCAGGAGCGGGGCCGUCCCUAUCAGAGGAUCUUCUACGUUGGAGAUGGAGCCAACGACUUCUGCCCUGCUAUCUCCCUGGGGCCCCGGGACGUGGCAUUCCCGCGACGAGACUUCCCCAUGCACCGGCUGAUCACGGAGACCCAUGAGGCCAUGCCAGGGGAGUUCAAGGCGGUCACGGUGCCCUGGGUCAGCGCGGAGGAGGUGUUGCAGCGGCUGAGGAAGCUGGUGGCAGAGUAGAGAGUCACACUCACAAAAAAAAGACAAAGAGGGGACAAUAGACACUUUUUAGUCAUAUUCUCAGGAAAAAUAAAUAGCCCCUAUCUAACGUUAAAGGCAAUAAAAUAAUUUGUUAGGCCUACUGUCAGUGAAGUAUCUAUCUGCACGUGCCUUAGCCUCUCGUGCUUUGGUCCGGAGGUCACAAAAACAGGGGCAGCAGGUUAUUGAUUAAAGACCUGCCAUUGUCACACAAAGUGACUAAUCUCAUCUAAUGUGAUUCAGAAUAAGUUAGAAGUGAAUGAUUGAACUAUAAAGUUUGAGGGCAUUUGCAU
Scomber scombrus (Atlantic mackerel) is the source of this 1506-nucleotide messenger RNA. RefSeq names its product phosphoethanolamine/phosphocholine phosphatase 1 (gene phospho1). Bases 341 to 1195 code for a protein of 284 amino acids. The record is from RefSeq and is a predicted model, not a curated record. The transcript is spliced from 3 exons. NCBI's taxonomy places the organism in Eukaryota, Metazoa, Chordata, Actinopteri, Scombriformes, Scombridae. Gene Ontology annotation, molecular function: phosphatase activity.